UUUUUUUUAUAAAAAUCCCACAAUUCCAUUACCGGAAGUAAAGAAAAUAUAUUAUGGCUGAUCGUUACUCAUUGAGAAUCGUGACAAAUAACCCGCAUUCUCGAGCCACAAACAGUAGAUAUACCGAAUUAAACAGCCAAGAUCUUGAGGAGGAAGGUCCAUUGGAUGACGUGCCACUCAUCAUGUCUGAAGAUGGCAUGGACAGCGAAAAUGAAAGCUUAACAAGGAAGGGAAAAAAGAGAGGAACAUUAUGUGGCUGCCUCAGCAAUAUAUAUGACUCCUGUACAAGUUGCUGUCAGUCAUGUAAAAGGGUGGUCUUCAAGGAGAAGGAACUGAAGCCACGUGAUGUGUGGCUUGGUCGACAUGGACCUGAAGAAGAGAGUUACCCAGCCAACAAAAUACGAAACCAGAAAUACAACAUCAUUACAUUUCUGCCACUAGUUCUCUACAACCAGUUUCGGCUUUUUCUCAAUCUGUACUUCCUAAUAAUGGCAAUCUCCCAGUUCAUCCCCUCUCUGCGAAUAGGCUACCUGUACACAUACUGGGCCCCGUUGGCAUUUGUUAUUUUUGUAACAAUGGUUCGUGAGGCGCUGGAUGACUUCCGACGUUUUUGCCGAGAUCGCGAGGUCAACGGCCAAGAGUUCAUGAAACUAACACGAGCAGGCAUUGUCAAAGUUCCCAGCUCGGACAUACAAGUGUCCGACCUGAUAGUAGUGGAAAAGGACCAGAGGGUACCUGCUGACAUGGUGUUCUUGAGGACAACAGAAAAGAAUGGUUCCUGUUUCAUCCGUACGGACCAAUUGGAUGGAGAGACGGACUGGAAACUGAGACUAGCUGUGGGAAGCUGCCAGAGGCUAGCAAGAGAUGAGGAUUUGUUGGACCUGAAUGCAUUUGUGUAUGCUGAGAAGCCACAAAAGGAUAUUCACAGUUUCAUUGGCACCUUCAACAUGCCUUCAGCAGAGGGUUCUACAGCAAGGGACACAUUGAGUAUUGAAAACACUAUCUGGGCUAACACUGUGGUAGCAUCUGGACGGGCUCUUGGAGUGGUCAUCUAUACAGGACGUGAGACACGAGCUGUCAUGAACACAUCUUACCCACACUCUAAGAUUGGUCUACUGGACCUAGAAAUUAACACCCAGACCAAAGUUCUCUUCAUUGGCACUAUUAUACUUGGCAUUCUCAUGAUAAGCCUCAAGGGUUUUGAUGGUCCAUGGUAUCGGUACUUCUUCAGAUAUGUGCUCCUCUUCUCCUCCAUCAUCCCGCUGAGUUUGCGUGUUAACUUAGACAUGGGCAAGAUAGUGUAUUCUUUCUUGAUCCAACGAGACAAAGAGAUUCCUGAGACAGUAGUACGUACCACUACCAUACCAGAAGAGCUUGGUCGUAUCUCUUAUCUAUUGACUGAUAAGACAGGAACGCUUACACAGAAUGAAAUGGUGUUCAAAAAGCUACACCUUGGGACUGUGUCAUUUGGCCAAGAUUCCUCUGAUGAGCUGCGGGCACACCUUCUGACUUCUUAUUCCCAACCCACUAUACCUGCAACUACCACCCCAUCCCGUAAACCAGCUGUUAGACGGACAGUGGUGACUAAGGUUUAUGAGUCAGUCAAGGCCAUAGCACUGUGUCACAACGUAACUCCUACAUAUGAAGAUGGAGAGAUAAAUCCAGAGGAGACUGAAGCUGAUCAGGCUAAUGAGAGCAAGGUGGUGUACCAGGCAUCCAGUCCUGAUGAGGUUGCUCUAGUAUCAUGGACUGAGGACAUGGGUCUUGCUUUGGUGAAACGAAACCUGAACUCCAUGUCAUUACGGACACCAACUGGGAACAUCCAUAACUACUCCAUCUUGCAGAUCUUCCCUUUCACUUCUGAGACCAAGCGCAUGGGUAUCAUUGUCAGGGAGGAGGAGACGGGUCAAAUCGUUUUCAUCAUGAAGGGAGCAGAUACUGUUAUGAGUUCCAUUGUGCAAUACAAUGACUGGUUAGAGGAAGAGUGUGGUAACAUGGCACGUGAAGGGCUCCGUACUCUGGUGGUUGGAAAGAAAGUACUGACAGAAGACCAAUAUGCCGACUUUGAGCAUCGCUACCACCAAGCCAAAUUGACCAUUGUAGACAGAACAGCCAAAGUUGCUGCUGUAGUAGAGAGUUUAGAGAGAGACUUGGAAUUACUAUGCUUGACAGGAGUUGAAGAUAAACUACAGCAAGAUGUACGACCUACACUAGAGCUGCUUAGAAAUGCAGGAAUUAAGAUCUGGAUGUUGACUGGUGAUAAGUUGGAAACAGCUACAUGCAUAGCCAAGAGCGCUAAGCUAGUAUCCCGCAGUCAAGACAUCCACAUAUUCAAGAAGGUGGGCAAUCGCUCAGAAGCUCAUCUUGAGCUGAAUGCUUUUAGGAGGAAGUCUGACUGUGCAUUGAUCAUCAUGGGCGAGUCUCUAGAUGUGUGUCUGAAGUACUAUGAGCAUGAGUUCAUUGAGUUAGCCUGUCAGUGCCCAGCGGUAGUCGUCUGUCGUUGUUCUCCAACGCAAAAAGCUGACAUCGUGGAGCUUCUUAAGACCCACACUGGCAAGAGAACAUGCGCAAUAGGUGAUGGUGGUAAUGAUGUAAGCAUGAUCCAAGCAGCCAAUGCUGGCGUUGGUCUUGAAGGAAAGGAAGGACGACAAGCCUCUCUAGCUGCUGACUUCUCACUGACUCAGUUCCGUUAUGUUGGCCGUCUGCUACUGGUCCAUGGUCGUAAUAGUUACAAGCGGUCUGGUGCCUUGAGUCACUUUGUCAUGCAUCGUGGCCUCAUCAUAUCAGUCAUGCAAGCUAUAUUUUCCUCCAUCUUUUACUUUUCGUCUGUUGCACUCUACCAGGGUGUGUUAACUGUAGGCUAUGUGACUGCUUACACCAUGUUCCCAGUCUUCUUGCUGGUCAUUGAUCAAGAUGUGACUGCAGAGACAGCGAUGAGAUAUCCAGAGCUGUAUAAAGAUCUGAUCAAGGGUCGAGAGCUCUCGUUUAAGAUGUUCUUCCUCUGGGUUCUGAUCAGCAUAUUCCAGGGUGGUAUCAUCAUGUAUGGAGCACUCUAUCUCUUUGAAGGAGAGUUCAUCCAUAUCGUGGCAAUUUCCUUCACAUCAUUGGUCAUUACAGAGCUACUAAUGGUAGCCUUAACCAUCCGUACAUGGCACUGGAUGAUGCUAGUAGCUGAGGUUUUUAGUAUGACAGCUUACGUCAUCUCCCUCUUUGUGUUUGAUAGCUACUUUGAUCGUAAUUUCAUCAUCACUGGAGCAUUCUGGUGGAAGGUGGUUGUCAUAACUCUCAUCAGUUGUGUUCCUCUGUACAUCCUCAAGUAUCUGCGCAGACGUUUCAGCCCAUCAACAUACUCCAAGCUGAGUGACUAAAAGUAUGACCAAAGCCAUUUGAAAACAUAUCACAUGGGAUAUGCAGCGGUAUUUAACUGCAUUAGUCACAUCUACAUCUCAUACAAGAGAAAUGCACCAUAGUUGAGAAUGGCACUAAAGCCUCCUUCCAAUUGCUAGUUUUUCAUGCUAAUCUGUAGUAUUGCUGACAGCCCACUUAUUUUGCACAAUAUACUGGUAACACAUCCAUGUACUCCUAAUUCAAAUUGACGAUAUUCAAAUAGAGUUUGUCAAUGAGUGCAAAUAUCCAUAUGUGACUCGGCAUAAGAUUUUUGAGACUUUGGACUGAAAACAGACCUGUUAAAUCUGAAAAAAAAAUGCAUGACUUUGCAAAGAAAGUAACACAAAAGAAGCAUCUAGAGAAAUUUCAUCCAAUUUUCAGACUUUUUUGAGUCUUAAUUGGCAAUCUCAUUCCUGACUUGGGCUCAUAUACCCCCAACAAAUGUAAAAAGUUUGUGCAUUAACAUGAAGAGAUGAUGUCGUAUUUAUUAUUUGACAGUGUUAAACAAAGUGAUGACUGAAAAAAGUAUAUUAUUUCUAUUUGUCAUAAUUAUAUCUUGACAUAAGUGGUGGUAAAAAAAACACCUUAAAAAGUGACGGAGGUAAAAAUGGGUUUGAAAUGAAGCCAAGAGAGCAGAUAACACUAA
Patiria miniata (bat star) is the source of this 4033-nucleotide messenger RNA. RefSeq names its product probable phospholipid-transporting ATPase IIB. The transcript has 23 exons. Lineage: Eukaryota; Metazoa; Echinodermata; Asteroidea; Valvatida; Asterinidae. Gene Ontology annotation, molecular function: ATP hydrolysis activity; magnesium ion binding; ATPase-coupled intramembrane lipid carrier activity. The record is from RefSeq and is a predicted model, not a curated record. Gene Ontology annotation, cellular component: plasma membrane; trans-Golgi network; endosome. Gene Ontology annotation, biological process: phospholipid translocation; retrograde vesicle-mediated transport, Golgi to endoplasmic reticulum; endocytosis. Bases 54 to 3368 code for a protein of 1104 amino acids.